This is a messenger RNA of Epinephelus lanceolatus (giant grouper), 1675 nucleotides long. The record is from RefSeq and is a predicted model, not a curated record. NCBI's taxonomy places the organism in Eukaryota, Metazoa, Chordata, Actinopteri, Perciformes, Serranidae.
GAAGAAGAAAAAGAAGAAGAGCAUCAGAGGUUCAGACAUGGCGUGGCUCCAUCAGAGUCGAGGUUCUCCAAGACUCGUCCUGGUGGUGGUUUGUGUCGCUCUGCUGCUCGACAACAUGCUGCUCACUGUGGUCGGUGAGGUCGGGUAUCACAUCCCCAUGUUCGCUGGUUUCAUCAUCAUGUUUGUGUCAACCAUCAUGUUUGCGUUCUCAGGGACAUACGCUCUGCUGUUCUUCGCUCGCUCUCUGCAAGGAAUCGGCUCGUCCUUCUCGUCUGUGGCAGGUCUGGGUAUGUUGGCCAGUGUGUACACUGAUGACGAGGAGAGAGGCAUCGCCAUGGGCAUCGCACUGGGAGGACUGGCUAUGGGAGUCCUGAUCGGAGCUCCAUUCGGCAGUGUAAUGUACGAGUUUGUGGGGAAGCGAGCUCCCUUCCUGAUCCUCGCCUUCCUGGCUGUGUUUGAUGGAGCGUUACAGCUUUUGAUCCUGCAGCCUUCAAAGAUUUCUCCUGGGAGUGUGGAGGGGACCCCGUUACUGACGCUCUUAAAGGAUCCGUACAUCCUGAUCAGUGCAGGUUCUCUCUGUUUCGCCAACAUGGGCGUGGCCAUCCUGGAGCCGACGCUGCCCAUCUGGAUGAUGCAGACCAUGUGCUCCCCGAAAUGGCAACUUGGUAUGGCCUUCCUUCCUGCCAGUGUCUCCUACCUGAUAGGAACAAACCUGUUUGGUGUUCUGGCCAACAAGAUGGGACGGUGGCUCUGCUCCAUGUUAGGGAUGUUUAUUGUUGGCAUCAGUCUGCUGUGUGUUCCUUUUGCCACCAGUAUCUAUGGUCUGAUUGGACCAAAUGGAGGUCUGGGCUUCGCUAUAGGUAUGGUGGACUCCUCCAUGAUGGCCAUCAUGGGUUACCUGGUCGAUAUCCGUCACGCCUCUGUCUACGGCAGUGUCUAUGCCAUCGCUGAUGUGGCGCUGUGUAUGGGGUUCGCUAUCGGUCCGUCCACAGGGGGCGCUCUAGUCCAGGCAGUGGGGUUCCCCUGUCUCAUGGUGUUCAUUGGAGUGAUCAACAUCCUGUAUGCUCCGCUCUGCCUCCUGUUACGUAACCCUGCCGUCAGAGAGGAGAAGAUGGCGAUCAUCGACCAGGAGUGUGUGAUGCACAGGAAAAGCUACAACACACAGAAGGAGAGUCGUGAGUUUCCUCUGAGUGACUACAGCGAAGAAGAAGAGACGGAGGAGUGACACACACACACACACACACACACACACACACACACACACACACACCUGAAGAUGUUCAUGUUGUGAUGUUGUCUUCUUCAAACACCUUCAUCAUCAGACUUCCUGUCAUCACACAGUCAGAACAGAAACAGACACUUUUUAAAGGGACAGUGUUGGCAUUAAAGCCCCAUACACCUCCUUAUUAAUUAAAUCUAAUUAAUCAUCAUUUCAGAGCGUCGUGGUUCUCUAAGACAUGUUGUCAUGAACUCACAGACGCUGAGGCAGUUUACAGAGUUACUAAUGUGAUCACAUUUAUGCAACUUCCAUUAAAAGACACCCGAUUUCCUCCUGCUGGCCGUUUGCUAGGCCCCGCCCCCCCUCAGUGUGUCUCCAGUCCCAGUAAAGUGGAGCUCCAGUUCCAGCUGGACGAGGACAUCUAACUGGCCUACUGUCCUUGUCCCAGUAUACAAG